Molecule: messenger RNA, 948 nt
Organism: Rattus rattus (black rat)
Lineage: Eukaryota; Metazoa; Chordata; Mammalia; Rodentia; Muridae
Product: olfactory receptor 2AG1-like
Exons: 1
Coding region: 1-948 (315 amino acids)
Biological process (GO): G protein-coupled receptor signaling pathway
Cellular component (GO): membrane
Molecular function (GO): G protein-coupled receptor activity; olfactory receptor activity
Source: RefSeq, a predicted model, not a curated record
AUGGAGCUCUGGAACUCGACCUUGGGAAGUGGCUUCAUCUUGGUGGGGAUUCUAGAUGGCAGUGGCUCUCCUGAACUGCUCUGUGCCACAAUCACAGCCCUGUACUUCUUAGCCCUAACCAGCAAUGGACUACUGCUGCUUGUCAUUACCAUGGAUGCCCGGCUCCACGUGCCCAUGUAUCUUCUACUUGGACAGUUAUCUCUCAUGGACCUACUUCUCACUUCAGUUAUCACUCCCAAGGCUGUUGUAGACUUUCUCCUCAAAGACAACACCAUAUCCUUUGGAGGUUGUGCCCUUCAGAUGUUUCUAGAACUGGCACUAGGUACUGCAGAGGACCUUCUUCUAGCCUUUAUGGCCUAUGAUAGGUAUGUAGCUAUUUGUCAACCUCUAAACUACACAAUCUUAAUGAGUCACAAAGUCUGCUGGCUCAUGAUAGCCACUUCAUGGAUCCUGGCAUCCCUCAGUGCUCUAGGAUAUAGCAUCUACACCAUGCAGUAUUCCUUCUGCAAAUCUCGUAUGAUCAAUCACCUGUUCUGUGAGAUACCCCCAUUGCUGAAGCUGGCCUGUACAGACACCUCCAGAUAUGAACUUAUGGUUUAUUUGAUGGGUGUGAUUGCACUACUUCUUCCUCUUACUGCCAUCCUGGCCUCCUACUCACUAAUUCUGUUCACUGUGCUCCACAUGCCCUCAAAUGAGAGCAGGAAAAAAGCCCUUGUCACCUGCUCUUCCCACCUGAUUGUGGUUGGGAUGUGGUAUGGUGGUGCUUCCUUCGUGUAUGUUCUACCCAGUCCCUUCCACACCGCCAAACAAGACAAUAUCAGCUCAGUUUUCUACACGAUUGUUACUCCAGCUCUGAAUCCCCUCAUCUACAGCCUGAGGAAUAAGGAGGUCACUGGAGCUUUGAAGAGAGUCCUGAGGAAACGAUUGUCAACACAGCCUAACCUCUAG